Molecule: messenger RNA, 2192 nt
Organism: Camelina sativa (false flax)
Lineage: Eukaryota; Viridiplantae; Streptophyta; Magnoliopsida; Brassicales; Brassicaceae
Source: RefSeq, a predicted model, not a curated record
CUUCUUCAGAAUUUGAACUUUUGAAUUUUUGUAGCUUCACUCUCUCUCUCUCUCUCUCUCUCUCAUUACUUCAAAAAAGCUCUCUUCAUCUUCUUCCCCAAUUCGUCUUGCUUCAAAUCUCUUCAGCAAAUGGGUUGCUGUCUCAGCAAGACUCCUCCUCCACAACCAUCAUCUUCUCCUCCUCCUCCUCCGGUGAACGGAUCUUGUUCCGUGAAAUCACCACAUCCGAACAAAUCCGAACCUCUGAAACUCGAAGCACAAGAGAAGAAUCUCAAAGUAGAAGAGCCGAAACCAAAGAAUGAAGAAAAAGAAGAAGUAGAGAUACAGGAAAAUAACAAACCGAGGAAAGAAGUGUUUGUUAUUAAACAUCGGAGAAGCCAUGAGAAAUCAUCGAAGACUACGACGACGACGGAUCCGGAGGAUUCUUCGGUUUCCGAUGUGAAAUCAACUGGUUCGAUUCAGAAUAAUCCGGUUGACGUGGAUGCGAUUUUGAUUCAGUGUGGGAGAUUGAGCCGGAGCAACUCAGCGGCUGCGAAGACAAGGAGAUACUCUGGAUCUAAGAGAAGUUUCGAUUUCGAUCAGAGUGAACGGAGCCGCGACGGUGGUGACGCGGAUGCUGAAGACGGCGGUGAAGAAGAAGAAGCUGAGAGGCGGAUUCAUCGUCAGCGUCACCGUGGUGGUGAAUCGCCACGGGAACGGAGGAGACGAACUCCGAGUAGAGAGAGGGAUGAUUCCAAGAGUUAUAGAUCGGGGAGUAGAGAGAGAGGAAGUGGUAACGGCGGCGGCGGUGGUGGUAGUAGAAGGGUGAGUAGAUCUCCGGGAAGAAGAUCGGAGAUAAACCCUAAUCCUAAUUCGAGUGGCAAUUCUGUGAAUUCGAGUUACAGUAAUAGACCUGGGGAAUUUGUAUCUGUUCCUGCUACGGAUAAGGCUUUAAGCAGCAACAAUGGAGGAGAAGGAUCUGUGAAACGGGUCACUGUCAAGAGAAAUGUUGGGAAAGCUGCGUCUCCGAGGUCACAGUCACCGGCGAGAGCGGCGAGUCAGCCUUCCCUGUCGAAGCUUAGCCGGAAAACUGAGCAUUCUCCUUACAGGAGGAACCCAUUGGGAGAGAUUGAUACAAACUCUGUGGCGUUUCCACUCUCUCAAGGUAACACCAAUUGCAACAAAAGGAUGAUGAACAAAGACAGUGACUUGAAUAAAGAAUCUGUCAAUUUCGUGGCUCAGAAGAUGAAUCCGAAAACAGCUACACAAGCGCCUAUUCGGAGAAGCGCAAGCCCGAUUCGAGUCAUCAGAGAACAGCAUGAGACUGUGGAAGAGUGUAAGAUUGUGUUGUCAUCUGGAACUGAAUUGGUCAAGCCUCCUCAAAUUAUGAGCAGAAGCAGAUCAUUGAGGAAAUCUCGUGAUUUCGAUUUCAGUCCUGAUGCGUUGCUGCUCUCCUCGAACAACAUUGACAACAACAAUAACAAUAGUAACAAUGCAACGGCAGGAUCGACAUUACCAUCUUACACAGCUUUGCUUUUAGAAGACAUUCAGAAUUUUCACCAGAAGAGUGUUAAUGUCAAUGCCUUAAGUUCAUCUAUGUCCAAGGCUUGUUCUAUUGUCGAAGCAGUUGCAGAUCUUAACUCCACUACGAAUCAACACCAAAGAACUGAGCUCAGUUUCACAUCCGGAGAAGCGAAGAAAGCGGAUCUAAUGGAGCCAAGUUUCGAGAAGUAUGUGACUGUUAAGAGAGGUGGUUCGUCGUUGGAGGACAUGGAAGGGCAAGGAUCUUCAGGAAGCAACAGUUUUACCGGAAGCAGCUGCGUGGUGCAGCGACAGGGAUACUCAUCGUCUUCUUCACGGGAACCGAAUUCAGCUGAGUCUACGGAUCGAAUAAGUAUGAGAUCAUCAAACAAACAAGAACGUGAUUGGAGUCCACUUGGUGUGAGUUUUGAGAAACAAGAGUUUGAUCCCUUGAAGAAGAAUGGUGCUGGAGUUGGACGCAAAAGAGUAGCUGUUGCUGAUUCGUCGUCUUCAGGCAAAGGCGUUCUUCAGGCUACAACAACCACUCGUGCUGCUGCAGUUUCAAUGUAAUAAAAUUAUGAAUUCGUUGUUUCUUCUCUUAUUGGUUUGCUUGAGUUUUAGCAACCGGUGUUUGGUUUCUUUUGUAAUCAUUUGAUUAUUUCAAUCGAAAUAUUCCUUCUUCAUGUUUAAAA